AUGGUGAAGACACCUGAGGAAUUAAUAACUAAUAAAUUGAUGAAUACCAGUACUACACAAUCACAUAAAUAUAGUCCUCAUAACAUAAUAAGUAAUCUAUCUUCCUCAAGGACUAGUAAAUGGACUACGAAAUUUGCAAAAUUCCAAAAAAUCAAUGAAAAAAGAGAGAAAAAAAAUAUAAAUAUAUCGACGCCAUUAGAAACAACACCUAAUCUACAAUUUCAAAGGUCCUUUUCAACAAAAUCUUUAAACGAUAUAAAUAAAAUAGAAAAUAUGAAAAAAAUAACAUUCUCGAAUGAAAACUUAAAAAAAACAUCUCCAUUAAGUGAAAAUUUGUCCCAAUCAAAGAUAUCUGUUGUUAAAGGUAAUUUGAGAGAAAACUCUGUAUCUAAAAAUUAUUCACCUUUAAAAUCUUCUUUUUCUUCAAAUUUUAUUGUUGAACUCUCAUCAAAGUGUGAUUUGUCUAAGCCAUCUACACCUAGAAAUCCUCCAAUUUCAAGAUCAAUUCCAAAUAGAAACAAGAGAUCUUUUAUCAAAGAAAAAUGUACACUUUGUAAUGAAUCGAUAUCCAAUAAGAGCAUCGGAGAACGAAUAAUGGAAUUGGAAUGUAAACAUCUGUGUCAUGAAGAGUGUUUAUCUAUUUCUAUAGAUAAUUUGUCUACCACAACAUCUCUGGAUUUUCAUAGCUUAUUUCCACAAUGUAAUAAAUGCUUUGAAGAAAAAGGACAAGUCCGAAAGUGCAUCCCUAAAAAUGAAGAUUUAAAGGACAGAUUACUAUCUAAUAUUUUAAUAAAUACCAGCUCGUCAUCUCCUAUUACUUUCCAGUCAAGCGAUACUCCUACACAAACUGGGUUUUCUACACUCACCACUCCAGUUAAUAAAGUACAAAGCCAAUUCAUUUUCCAACAAAGUCCCACUUCUAUUUCACAGUCUAGUAAUCAAGAAAUAUAUAAUAUUUCUCUAUCUGAUCCUCCAAUGAAAAAAUUUUCAUUAGGAAGUUUUAAUACAAAUAACAAUAUAUAUAAUUUACAGUUUGCUACAUUAGAAAACAGUAAAGAAGACCAAAUAAGAGAGUCAAGAAAUGAAUCUUUUGUUCUUCCAUGUUUCGAUAAGAGAAUUACUCAUUCAAAUACUGAUGCGGUAUCUGAUGUUGCUACAAAUCACAAUACUUCGUUGAAUUUAACCAAAGAUCAAUUACCCAUAAUAAGAUCAUUUUUUACACAACUUCUUUUAGAAAACUUUAGAGAUAAUUUAUCAGAUUGGCAAUUAGAUGAAGAGUUUGGCUUAUUAAGAAUAGUUGACAAGUUACUAGUCUCCUAUGACAAUUCCGAUUAUAUUACAUCUUGGUGCUUUCUCUUUUCUCGAGCUUUUGUAAUCGCAUUUGUUGAUGAACCCUCAUAUAUAUCUUCUGAUAAUAUUAUUUCGGAAACUAAGCUAAGGAACCUUAUGAAGUUUGAUAAUCUUAAAGAUAUAAAUGUUCAGACAAUAGAUUCUUCUACCUUAUUGGUUUCUGAACAUAACAAUACGUCAUUAUUUUCUGAGAAGAAAGCAUAUUUGAAACAAUCUCUGAUUAAUAAUUUCAGUAAUGUAUUACAAAAAUGGAUUUCUGGUUUAUUAGAUAAUGAGAUGAUAUUUAAUGAAAAAAACAUAACUUCAACACUAAAAUUACCAUUAAUAUUAAAAAGUAAAACUACAGAUGAUGAUAACAGCAAAACUUUUACCAGUUUAAUAAACCCCCAAAAAAUAAUGGAAUUAAGCAGUUUAAAAAGGUCUUCAGAGAAUAUCUUCUUAAGAAGAAGUAUUUUAAUAGAAAAAAAUAACCAAAAGAACAAUGCAGCUGAUACCCUUCUUUCUAUGAAAACAUCCAUUAGCUCUAUAAUUUCUUUUAAAAGAGAGAAACCGGAUGAAUUGUUUAUUGUUUUGCAAGUUGAUUUUAAUAAAUUGAAUGACAACAAUGACUACUAUACGAUCGUGAACACUUUAAAAGCAUUAAAUUUGGCCUUACCACAAUCAAAACUCUGUAUAGUGAAUCAUAAUGGUUAUAUAUUAAAAUCAUUUUUUAGUAUAAAUGAACAUAUAAACGUUGGACAUUUUAAAGAAUUAGUAGAUGUUUGUUCAAUGAAAAAAUUCGACCUCUUAUCAUUAAGAAAAGAAUUAUAUCCCUCUACGCUGAACUCAAAUAUUGGUGUUGUUGUUAUUUCAAAUAGUGCCAUGAAAGAAGAAUCCUCUUGUUUAAUGAAAAAUUAUUCCUGUUUUAACAAAAUAGGAAGGCAUACUCCUAAUGAAUUAAAAAUUAAAGUAGGAUAUCUAAAUGUUGACUAUAGUUCUAAAAUUGAAGAAUUGUUCGAAGUAAAUACAUGGGAUUGUGUUUUGGAAACUAUCUGUUAUAGCUACAAUAUAACUUUUGAAAGUGACGAUAAUUAUGGAAUAGAUUCCAUGUUUUCUGAAAGAUAUUCAUUCAAUAAUGGCUCUAUAUUUUUUGAAAAAACUGAAGACAGUGAUAAUAAAUCUAUUAUGACUCUACAUAUAUCUCCUCCUGUUGUUACUAAUCCAAAUACAUUUUUUUGUAAGUCUGCACAUUCAGUCAACAACUGUAUUAAUAAUUCUGUAAGUUUAGGAGUGUCUAAUAAUUUAACCGAAAAAACUAGGGAAUCUUUUAAUAGAGGACCAAAUAUAUCAAAGGAAAUUUCAUUAUCCAAUACAACAGACUCAUACAAUAUUAUAUUAAAUCAAAUUGAUAAAACCAUUAAAGAUAUUCAAAAUCAUAAUACGGAAAAGACUGAAGGUACUAAGAAAGAUAAGGGAUUUUAUGAGUAUAUAUAG
This is a messenger RNA of Arxiozyma heterogenica, 2823 nucleotides long. RefSeq names its product Ste5p (gene STE5). The record is from RefSeq and is a predicted model, not a curated record. Bases 1 to 2823 code for a protein of 940 amino acids. The transcript has a single exon. NCBI's taxonomy places the organism in Eukaryota, Fungi, Ascomycota, Saccharomycetes, Saccharomycetales, Saccharomycetaceae.